UCCUUCACCUCUCCUCUAUUCAUCUCCCAACCACAUACAAACACAUACUUAAACUGAAACAGCCUCUCUACCCAACAAAGGUUGGGGUAAAAUCUGCAUACGUUCUAUUUUUUUUAAUUCACCUGUGAAAUUACAUUGAGUAUAUUGUUGUUGUUACACACUUAAACGUGAGAAAGGAAUAUGGGUUCUGUUCCUCAUGUAGUAGAAGACUGCUUAGGUAUCCUUCAACUUUACAGUGAUGGCUCCAUUUCUCGGACAAGUGAUGACCAAAUAGACUUCGAUAAUUUUCCUAUCAAAGACGAUGGCUCAGUCGUCUGGAAAGACAUCCUUUACGACGGAAAACACAGCCUCUCUCUCCGUCUGUACAAACCCAAAUAUUGUGCAAACAAUAAGUUGCUGCCAAUCAUCUACUUCUUUCAUGGUGGAGGUUUCUGUGUAGGUUCACGUACGUGGCCUAAUUGUCAUAACUGUUGCCUCCGUCUUUCCUCUGAACUCCAAGCCCUUGUCAUCGCUCCCGACUAUAGGCUGGCCCCCGAGUAUCGCCUUCCCGCUGCCAUGGACGAUGCGUUAGCGUCCAUCAAGUGGCUGCAGAAUCAGACUUUGUCAGAAGGUACUACGCUUGAUUCAUGGAUUAAGGAUAAAAGUAUUAAUUAUGAACGGGUUUAUGUGAUUGGAGACUCAUCUGGUGGGAACAUGGCACACCAUUUGGCAUUGAGGCUUGGGGUUGGCUCACCCGAGUUGGCACCGGUUAGAGUACGUGGUUAUGUUCUCAUGGCACCAUUUUUUGGGGGAAGUUUAAGGACUAAGUCUGAAGAAGAGGGACCUGAUGAACCUUUCUUGAAUAUGGAAAUUCUUGACAGGUUCUGGAGGCUAUCACUUCCAACUGGAGCUACUGCAGAUCACCCAUUGGCAAACCCAUUUGGGCCAUUAAGCCCAAAACUAGAGCCCAUGAAGCUUGAUCCACUAUUGGUGAUUGUAGGAGGAAAUGAACUUCUCAAAGAUAGAGUUGAAGAUUAUGCAAGGAAGUUGAAAGACCUAAACAAGGAUGUUGCCUAUUUUGAGAUUGAAGGAAUGCACCAUGGGUUUUUCACAAACGACCCUUUCUCACAAAUUGCAAAUCUAGUUUUGCAAGAGAUCAAGUACUUCAUGUGUAGGACCUCUUGUUAGAAUUAUAAGAACCUAGCUAUGUGAGCUAGCUAGCAAGGUUUACUCUAGUUAGUGCUAGAUAAACUAAGUACAAUAUUGGACUAACACAGACUAAGUCUAUCCUCAAAAGGUAGAGUUGAAUUUGUUUAGUGGUUUAAAGGAUACGUGGAUUGAUUUGUUAUGAAUAGUGAUAAUAACAUAAAUGACAAAUAAUAAUAAAGAAUGAAAUCAAGUAAAUGUAAAGUAAUAAUAUAAUAAAAAUAGCCUAGGCUCGGAGGAAUCUCUCAAUGCAGAUGACUCUGAAGUGGCUUCAAGCCUUGAAGAACAAAGAGUAAACCGAAACAAAAGUAAGUGCACCAGAUUUUAUUUUGCUAGAAUGUGUAAAGUAUAGAUUGUUAGGCUAGAAUUGGAUGCCCUCUAACACUGAUGUUGGGCUCCUUUUAUAGGUAUCAUUUCAGGAUUCAAAGGCUGUGAAUUGCUCCCUCUUAAUGUACAAUACUGGUCAAUAAAUUCUCUUUAAUUGAAAAUGCAUAACGUUAGGCUGUAUAUCCGAACUGGAUAC
This is a messenger RNA of Lycium ferocissimum, 1708 nucleotides long. Its product is annotated as probable carboxylesterase 15. The transcript has 3 exons. Lineage: Eukaryota; Viridiplantae; Streptophyta; Magnoliopsida; Solanales; Solanaceae. Gene Ontology annotation, molecular function: hydrolase activity. The record is from RefSeq and is a predicted model, not a curated record. Bases 181 to 1167 code for a protein of 328 amino acids.